GGAGGAAUCGUUCCUCCUUGUGCGUUUACCACCUCCUCUGCUUCAAAUCUCUCUCCCAUCUCUCUCUUUUCAUCAAAACCAAUUUGUCGUCGGUCAUCCUCAAAACUCGACGCUCUUCCCAUUUGACGAAGACCCAUUUCUUCAAAUUUUCUCUUUUUUCCUUUCUCUUUCAACUCUCUACUCCUUUCCCUCGCUUCAAUUUUCUUGCACACCCAAUUCCUCCCAUGGACUUCUGUUCUCAGAUCCAUGGAAACCCCACCUUCAUUUUUGUAGAUUUUAUAUGCAGAUCCAUGUGCUAGUGUCCCCAAUCGGAGCUCCAACCGACGCCUUUGAGAAAUCGCCGUCCUCGAUCCAGACCGACAGCCGAAAUGAAGGGUUCCAGUCGUUUUUUCACGAUCGGGCUUGUGACUUCGUGGUAUUCCUCCAACAUUGGUGUCCUUUUGUUGAACAAAUAUUUGCUGAGCAACUAUGGGUUCAAGUACCCGAUCUUCUUGACCAUGUGCCACAUGACUGCUUGCUCUCUGCUUAGCUACGUUGCGAUUGCUUGGUUGAAGGUGGUUCCGAUGCAGACGAUUCGAUCUCGGAUUCAAUUUAUGAAGAUUUCGGCGCUUAGCUUUGUGUUCUGUAUUUCUGUUGUCUUCGGCAACAUUUCUCUUAGGUAUUUGCCGGUCUCGUUCAACCAGGCUGUUGGGGCCACCACGCCUUUCUUUACGGCGGUGUUUGCUUACCUUAUGACGCUGAAGAGGGAAGCUUGGCUCACUUACAUUACUCUCGUCCCUGUUGUUACUGGGGUCAUUAUUGCCAGUGGGGGUGAACCGAGUUUCCAUCUGUUUGGAUUUAUAAUAUGUGUUGCAGCUACGGCUGCAAGGGCACUCAAAUCAGUUCUGCAAGGAAUUUUGCUUUCUUCUGAAGGAGAGAAGCUGAAUUCCAUGAAUCUUCUUCUGUACAUGGCUCCUAUAGCCGUUGUCUUUCUGCUGCCUGCAUCACUUUUCAUGGAAGAAAAUGUGGUCGGUAUCACUCUGGCUCUUGCUCGAGAUGAUAAAAAGAUCAUCUGGUAUCUGCUAUUCAACUCUGCACUUGCGUAUUUUGUAAACCUGACCAAUUUUUUGGUUACCAAACACACCAGUGCAUUGACACUUCAGGUGCUCGGCAAUGCCAAGGGUGCUGUCGCUGUGGUGAUUUCAAUUUUAAUCUUCAGAAAUCCAGUCUCAGUCACUGGAAUGCUUGGUUACGCGCUCACAGUUAUUGGGGUUAUCCUCUACAGUGAAUCCAAGAAAAGAAGCAAAUGAGAACAAUUUAACUGAAGCGCAUUUUCCUACUUUCGUUUUUUGCAUGGUGGCUGCAGUCGUCAAAUACUGGAGGCAGCAGGUGUAGACCGGCCUGUUAUAACUGCUCUUAACUAUAUAGCCUUCAAAUUCUUUUUCCCCUCGAAAAGCUUUAUUAGCUUAGGCAUUGGUUUAUAUUUGUAUCAUCCUCACAAGAUCUGUCACAAAAUAGGAAUUUAAUAAGGAAGAAUUAUGGGGUAAAGUUUUACUUCUUUAGAAAGGAUUAAUAGAAUUGUUUAUUACAUAAAGGUCGGCUGUUAUAGACACUCCUUGAUCAUCAAUUAAGGGGGAAAAACAACCUUAUCUUUUAACAUUUUGGUACACUAUUUUGUUAAUUCCGAGUUACUCUGAACUUUGUUGGAGGGUAAUAUUUCUUGUUUGGAAGAAAUAUAGAAACAGAUAAAUUUGUCAUUUGAA
Molecule: messenger RNA, 1742 nt
Organism: Cucurbita maxima (winter squash)
Lineage: Eukaryota; Viridiplantae; Streptophyta; Magnoliopsida; Cucurbitales; Cucurbitaceae
Product: probable sugar phosphate/phosphate translocator At3g11320
Exons: 4
Coding region: 369-1289 (306 amino acids)
Cellular component (GO): Golgi apparatus
Molecular function (GO): antiporter activity
Source: RefSeq, a predicted model, not a curated record